AUGGCUGCGCUUAGUCCUAAGAAGGAUGGAGGUCCGAAUAUAGAGUUUUUCCAAUCACCGGAGUCCUUAGCACAGUUUGAUCAAAUCCGUGUUUGGUUACAAAAAAACUGCAAAAAGCAUGUACAAACUGAUCCACCAACAAAAGAAGGCUUGGCACAACUUGUGAUUCAGCUCAUACAGUAUCAAGAGAACAAAUUGGGAAAGAAUGCCACUGAUCCACCUUUUAUGAGGCUUCCAAUGAAAGUGUUCAUGGACAUGAAAGCCGGUGGUUCGUUGUGCACGGUGCUAGCCACCAUGUUCCGUUUCAAGUCGGAGCAGCGGUGGCGCAAGUUCGACUUCCAGGUCGGUAAGAAUCCGUCCCGUAAGGAUCUUAACGUGCAGAUGAUGAUGGAAAUAGAGUCUGCUCUGCUAACAGCUGAAUUACUACGCUCACCCUGUAUAUACAUCCGACCCGAUGUUGACAAAGCUACGGCCAACAAAAUAAAGGAUAUCAUCGUGAAUCACCAGGGAGAGAUAUGUGAAGACGAAGAGGAUGCCACUCACAUAAUAUACCCAGCUGUUGAUCCUCUUGAGGAGGAAUACGCCAGACCUGUUUUCAGGAGGGGAAAUAACGUGUUGGUACAUUGGUAUUACUUACCAGACAGCCACGACACCUGGGCUCAAGCUGACCUCCCCGUGGAUGUACCGGAAACAGCCAAUUGGGACUGUAACAGGUCGGAGCCGUGGCGAGUGUCGGCCACGUGGGCGUUAGACCUGACGCAGUAUAACGAGUGGAUGAACGAAGAAGACUAUGAGUUGGACCAGCAUGGGAAGAAGAAGGUUCACAAACUGCGGCUUUCCGUGGACGAAUUGAUGCCGGGAGCGGAGAGUUCAGGGAAAAGUAAGAAGAGCAAAAGGAAGAGGUCCCCGUCACCUCCGCCACAGAAACAUGGCAAGAGAAAGAGUCGAGUUGCUAAACGUCGAGACAACGACGGAGAUGACGAAGACGACAACGCGUCCAGAGACAACACGGACGUGGCGCCCGCCACCGACAGCGAGCGGUCCACAGAAGAACCAGUCUCUUACUUCUAUACACCGCCUGUGUCUGUACCGUCAGCGGGUCCGUCGGGCGCUAGUAGCGGCGCUGCUUGUAGCGAGGUGGUGCCCGAAGCGCCCGCCACGCCCGCGCCGGCCAUGGACGCGCACGACGACUCACAAGGGAAGCACAGUGACUCUAAUACACAGGAGAUGACUAAGGAAGAGUUAGAAGACAACGUAACAGACCAAACGCAUCACAUAGUGGUGCCUUCAUACUCCGCCUGGUUUGAUUACAACUCCAUACACACUAUAGAGAAGAGGGCGCUGCCGGAGUUCUUUAAUAAUAAGAAUAAAUCGAAAACACCGGAGAUAUAUCUGGCUUACAGGAAUUUCAUGUUGGACACGUAUCGUUUGAAUCCCACCGAGUAUUUAACAAGCACGGCCUGUCGUCGCAACCUCGCGGGUGACGUGUGCGCCAUCAUGAGGGUACACGGGUUUUUGGAACAAUGGGGACUUAUUAAUUAUCAGGUGGAGGCUGAAGCCCGUCCGACCGCAAUGGGUCCUCCUCCAACGUCUCACUUCCACGUGCUGUCAGACACUCCCUCCGGCCUGCAGCCGCUACAGGCCAGACCGACGCAACAAAGACCAGCAGAGAAUGCUGCGGUGCCUAAGAUUGAAGCCGGUCUGCCGAAUGGUACCGAAGCACCCAUCAAGGCCGAGCCCAGUGUUAAGACUGAACCCAUAGAACUAGGAACGGCUCCCGGACUUAAAAUGGAUCAGUACCGCGGUGGUGCGAGAGGUCGCGAAUGGACGGAACAAGAAACAUUACUACUGCUUGAAGCUUUGGAGCUACAUCGAGACGACUGGAACAGGGUCGCUGCUCACGUGGGCACAAGGACACACGACGAGUGUAUACUACACUUCCUGAGACUACCCAUAGAAGACCCUUACCUUAAUGAUACUUCCGCUGGUGGAGUUCUGGGUCCUCUAGCUUAUCAGCCCGUGCCGUUCAGUAAGGCCGGUAACCCUGUCAUGAGUACAGUGGCCUUCCUCGCCUCGGUCGUUGACCCCCGAAUCGCAUCUAAAGCUACCAGGGCCGCUAUGGAUGAAUUCGCUGCUAUUAAAGAUGAAGUUCCAGCGGCAAUGAUGGAGGCUCACGUGAAGGCGGCCGGCGCCCACGGACCCGCGGCCGCACUAGCAGCCACCGGUAUAGCGGGGACUGCGCCCCCCGCACCGCCCGCCGGGGACACGCCCAGCAGCGGUGAAAAGAAAGAAGGCAGCGAAGUUAAGACGGAGGCGAUGGAGGUUGACAACGAAGAGGCGAAAGUAAAAGACGAACCGACCGAGACCGAAGAGGCGAAAGACUCUAAGGAAGAAGAUACGACCACACCAGAGACCCCAGCAGUAGUGGACGCUAAGCUGCAAUCAGCUGCAGCAGCAGCAUUAGCAGCAGCUGCUGUUAAAGCUAAACACCUAGCGGGGGUCGAGGAGAGGAAGAUCAAGUCACUAGUCGCGCUACUGGUGGAGACUCAGAUGAAGAAGCUGGAAAUUAAGCUGCGGCACUUUGAAGAGUUAGAAGCGACUAUGGAGAGAGAAAGAGAGGGUCUGGAGUAUCAAAGACAGCAGUUGAUUCAGGAACGACAGCAGUUCCAUCUGGAACAGCUGAAGGCCGCUGAGUUCCGAGCGAGGAAUCACGCCAUGCAGAGAUUACAGGCCGAGAGCGGUGGCGUGGUGGGUGUCGUACCAGGCGUGGUGGGUGUCCCGGGGGGCGGAGCCCCUCUCACAGCCGGCGGACCCGCCAUCGAAGCCCCGCAGGAGCCCCCGCCUCAACCCGCGCCGCAUCACGCAUAA
Messenger RNA from Danaus chrysippus (African queen), 2868 nucleotides. NCBI's taxonomy places the organism in Eukaryota, Metazoa, Arthropoda, Insecta, Lepidoptera, Nymphalidae. The record is from the annotation of a GenBank genome assembly.